Messenger RNA from Leishmania braziliensis MHOM/BR/75/M2904, 1794 nucleotides. RefSeq lists its product as hypothetical. Gene Ontology annotation, molecular function: protein folding chaperone. Gene Ontology annotation, cellular component: cytoplasm. NCBI's taxonomy places the organism in Eukaryota, Euglenozoa, Kinetoplastea, Trypanosomatida, Trypanosomatidae. Gene Ontology annotation, biological process: protein refolding. The transcript has a single exon. The record is from RefSeq and is a predicted model, not a curated record. The coding region runs from base 1 to 1794 and encodes 597 amino acids.
AUGCAGCUUAUGUGCUGGCUGGUCGCCUGUACUAUCACGUGUUCUCUUGGCUACCUUCAUUCCUUUCAUUCUUCGUUUCCCCUCUCAUUUCUGACUUCCACGAAGUGUUCUGCUUCCUUGCAAAAGUUCCUCCACACGCACAUAUCCGUCAAGAAGAGCGAGACGCCGCACUCAGCCCCCAGAGACCGCCAUCAGCGCCUCUCCCCUCCCUCAACACCUUGCCCCACUUCAUUAAAAAUCUCACGGACAGUUACAGCGCCAUCUUGCCUAGAGCCCACCAACACUCUUUUUGACACCCCCCUCUUCUACGUCAUGCGAGCAGGGGCCAUGCUGCGCUGUGUGGCUAGGGUGGCCACUCCAGGUGCAGCCACAGGCACCUCCCCUACCUCUUCCUCGCCCACACCCAUGUCGUAUUCUCCAGUGUCUGUUCACAGCACUAGGCACGCGCUUCGCACGCGUGACAUUACGCUGCGUGUGCCCAGUUCCGACAAACUUCUGCGCUUCUCCUUUUGCUCUACCCGCCACCUACUGGCUGAGACGAUUCGCCGGCACGACCUGCUGCGGAGCACGAGAGCUCAUCUUGACUUCCUGCAGCUCCUGGGGACACAGCUCACGUUUACGAAUCUACUUGCCUCCGCAUUAGAGGGCGAGGAGCGAGUGGAGGCUCGAUUCACCGCGGAGGAGGCCACCAUCUUGACGGAAGCACUGGCGCUGGGGGAGUGUCGGUGCCACCUGGGGCCCGAGUACAAUGCACAGCUGGAAGCACGCGGUCUGCCGACGUUUCCGUUGCGCGUAAACCGUGUCUUGUAUCGCCAGGAGAAGCCCUUUUCGUCGGUCGUGCACGCUGAUCUGGCUGAGCUCCUGCAGACUUCUUCCGACACUGCUUCCAACAUCGCUGCCGCUGCCACUCGUGCAAGCGAAGCCAGUGAUAUACCGCUCUCCUUGCACCUGCCUAACAUGACAGGCCGGGCGCCUCUGGAGGCGUGGAAGAGCUUCUUCUCCUACAACAGCAGCCUACACGCCUACAACUACCUGCGCCGGUCCGACGGCAGCGUCUCGGCGGUGUGGAUGCAGUCCCGAAUCGAUGCGGCCACGCUGCUGGCCCAGGGAUUCUUGAAUGCGGAUAACACUGCUGCCGUUUCUAAAUGGCAUCACGACGAGGUGUGCAGUGACAGGGACGAAGAAAAGAAGGCACAGGACGUUCAGCGAGUGCUUCUGCAUGCAGUUCCACUUAGCUUUGGCGUGAUGGUGACACCGCUGGCCGCUGGAGGAGCGGUAGAACACCAGGUGAACCAGUUGAACCGAGUAGUGAUGGAGGCCGCCGCGCUGCUGUGCGUACCGUCUGACGGCGAAACAGCGGUCGCCUCACCUCUGCAGCUGCUGGUAGAUCGAUGCGCCGAGAGGCACACUACGUGCCAGCACAUCCUGUCGCUGGUUUCUGGGGACUACGAAGGUGCCUAUCAAGUUGCGGUGGCUGCACGGCAAUACAGCGAUGAUCCGGCGCAGGUGGCCGCGGUGGUGGACCCGAUACGGCGAGCGUUGGGGGUGCAGGACUUUGUGACCCCCCUCGCGGCAACGGAAGCGGCGCGGACGGGGAUCGACUUUUUUUGCCGCUGCUCAAAGCAGCACAUCAUCGACUCCCUCGCCUCCGCGCCCCUCAGUACGCUGGAGUCUUUGAGGGAGAGCGGCCACACGGUUCACUGCUGCUUUUGUGGAAGGCAGCACAAACUCGCCGACGUGGAGUGGCAAGUGCUGAAAAAGACCGCUCGAUCGGCUAUCACAUCGUCGCAGUGA